CGCUCAGUGUCGCCGGGCCGGGCGCUGUGCCCGCGCAUCCUCCCCCUCCUCCCGGCUCUCCUCCUCCGCGGCGGUCCCCGGGCGCUGCCUGGGCUGUCCCCGGGCGCUGCCUGGGCUGUCCCCGGGCGCUGCCUGGGCUGUCCCCGGGCGCGGCGGGAGCGGCCCGGGCAGCGCUCCCGCUCUCCUCCCCGGCAUGAUGGCGUCCCUGCGGCCCGGCGGGGACCGCUCCCGGCUCCGCGCUGCAGGGCUGUCAACCAGAAGGAUUUAGAAUAAUGAGAAGGUUGUGACAAUCCAGAGGGGAUGUCAGCGCUGCCUUCCUGGGACUGGAGGAUUGAAAAGGAGAAAGGACCAGAACUGUUUGAUCUGGGCUGCUUUUGAGGCAAUCUGCUGUGCCCUGGUGGUGGUGGAAGAACAGGGCAGUCCUCCCUGCUUGGUUCUGCGGUGCCACCACAGCAGGGCCACCAUGAAUGUGACAAGUUUAUUCUCCUUCACCAGCCCAGCGGUGAAGAGGCUGUUGGGGUGGAAGCAAGGCGACGAAGAAGAGAAAUGGGCAGAGAAAGCUGUUGACGCCUUAGUGAAGAAACUGAAGAAGAAGAAGGGCGCGAUGGAGGAGCUGGAGAAGGCGCUGAGCUGUCCGGGGCAGCCCAGCAGCUGCGUGACCAUCCCGCGCUCGCUGGACGGGCGCCUGCAGGUGUCGCACCGCAAGGGGCUCCCGCACGUCAUCUACUGCCGGGUGUGGCGCUGGCCCGACCUGCAGAGCCACCACGAACUGAAACCCCUCGAGUGCUGCGAGUUCCCCUUCGGCUCCAAGCAGAAGGAGGUUUGCAUCAAUCCCUACCACUACAAGCGGGUGGAAAGUCCUGUUCUCCCUCCGGUGCUGGUGCCGAGGCACAGCGAGUACAACCCGCAGCACAGCCUGCUGGCGCAGUUCCGCAGCCUGGGCCAGAACGAGCCGCACAUGCCGCACAACGCCACCUUCCCCGAGUCCUUCCCGCAGCCCGGCUCGCUCCCGUUCCCGCACUCGCCCGGCAGCAGCUACCCCAACUCGCCCGGAGGCAGCAGCAGCACCUACCCGCACUCUCCAGCCAGCUCGGAGCCGGGGAGCCCCUUCCAGCUGCCAGCUGACACCCCCCCGCCCACGUACCUGCCUCCGGAAGAUGCGAUGACACACGACUCCUCCCAGCCCAUGGACACCAACAUGAUGGCACCUGCAAUUCCCCCUGACGUGCACAGAGGAGACGUGCAGGCGGUGGCGUACGAGGAGCCCAAGCACUGGUGCUCCAUCGUCUACUACGAGCUCAACAACCGCGUGGGGGAGGCGUUCCACGCCAGCUCCAGCAGCGUGCUGGUGGACGGCUUCACCGACCCCUCCAACAACAGGAACCGCUUCUGCCUGGGGCUGCUCUCCAACGUCAACCGCAACUCCACCAUCGAGAACACGCGGCGCCACAUCGGCAAGGGUGUCCACCUGUACUACGUGGGAGGGGAGGUGUACGCUGAGUGUCUGAGCGACAGCAGCAUCUUCGUGCAGAGCCGCAACUGCAACUACCACCACGGCUUCCACCCCACCACGGUCUGCAAGAUCCCCAGCGGCUGCAGCCUGAAGAUCUUCAACAACCAGGAGUUUGCUCAGCUGCUGGCUCAGUCUGUGAACCACGGCUUUGAGACAGUGUACGAGCUCACUAAGAUGUGCACUCUCCGCAUGAGCUUUGUAAAGGGUUGGGGAGCUGAGUAUCAUCGGCAGGACGUAACGAGCACUCCAUGCUGGAUAGAGAUCCAUCUCCACGGGCCCCUGCAGUGGCUGGAUAAAGUCCUCACUCAGAUGGGCUCUCCUCAUAAUCCUAUUUCUUCAGUGUCUUAAAAGCUCCCAAGCUCCUGCAGUUUGGAAACAGUUGAGCCUUGCAUGUACUUGAAAGAUGUAUGAGUCAGACACACGUUUUUAUGUUCCCCCCUCAACGGGCAACAGCUGAAAAAGAGCCAUGAAAACACUUGACUUCUGUGACCAACUGUUGGAUUGAGAAAACAAAGAUAAAUAAACCCCUCUGACAUACUGCUGGUAUAAUGAAUUUUAGUUUACAUUGUAAUGCACUGUUGUGGAGUUGAUUUACAGGGCUCAGUACCAGAGGGACGACAGAGCCAAGCCAAACUCAGUGUGCUGCACCGAGCUCCCCAAGGAUUUCUGUGCAGCUGGCACUCCUGAGGUUCUCCUUCCUCACAUUCAGCACUCACUGGUUUCCCCACGUCCUCUGGAGCUGAGUGGAAGCUGGCCAAGUCUGCUUUUUGCAGCCUCUCUUCAGCACUCCCUACAAACAUUACACUGAUGGUUGCUGUUCUCUUCACAAGUGAGACAUCAUAAGGUUUAAUCUCCGUAACUGUGCUAGCUCUGACAUUGUGUCCUGACCAUACUGCUGUAAGAAUGUUAGGGAUGUUCUUUUGCUAAAUGUAUGUAUGGUGUAUUUGAAAGUUUAGAAAUUAAUUAGAUUAGGCCAUAAAGGAAUUAGGAAUAUUUGAAUGGGGGGAGGUGGGAGUGGGAGGGGAAAACGACAACUGAAAUGUAGAAUAUAUUGUAAACAUAGCGUGUUAGUUUAAACUGAAGUCUGAGUUUUGUUGAGCAUUUUGUUUUCAUACUGGCUUCACCUUGUUAGUUCUGACUAUUUUUGCCUCUUCCUUUUUCCCCAAAGCAAUUGUGCAGCUUCUUUUACCCAUGAAGAGGACAAAAUGAUUACUGCAGUUUGAAGGCUGCAGCUCUAUGUAUUUCAAGAUGAAUUUGUACAGAGUGCUCUUUAACUAUUGAGCAAUUUUAUACAGUUUAUGUAACAAAUGCUGACUUUUAAUUUUGUGAGAGAAUCUUGUUUUGCCAAACCUAGUAACUGUUAAUUGUUUGGAGGGCUUCAGUAUCCCUGUGGGGCUCUAUUUCAAACUUUUAAAGAAAUAUAUAUAUUUUUAAUUUUU
This is a messenger RNA of Prinia subflava (tawny-flanked prinia), 2952 nucleotides long. RefSeq names its product SMAD family member 1 (gene SMAD1). Gene Ontology annotation, biological process: SMAD protein signal transduction; anatomical structure morphogenesis; transforming growth factor beta receptor signaling pathway. Lineage: Eukaryota; Metazoa; Chordata; Aves; Passeriformes; Cisticolidae. The transcript has 7 exons. Gene Ontology annotation, cellular component: heteromeric SMAD protein complex. Gene Ontology annotation, molecular function: DNA-binding transcription factor activity, RNA polymerase II-specific; I-SMAD binding; RNA polymerase II cis-regulatory region sequence-specific DNA binding. The record is from RefSeq and is a predicted model, not a curated record. Bases 464 to 1861 code for a protein of 465 amino acids.